AUGUUCAUCCAAAAAUCAAUACUAACCUUUUUUAUAGAUGAAGAGUUUCAUGAAUUUAUUCCUACAAUUAAUAAAUUCCAUUGGCAUUUUAAAAAUUUUGAUGGAUUUGCAUUAUUUCAAAAUGGUGAAAGAAUAUUAACAGGAGGAGAUAAUGGAGUUUUAGUAUUUUGGAAAACAAUAGAUGGUAGUCAAUCUUAUCUUCCAGAAAUUGGUGCUGAAAUAAAGAAAAUUACAGUUAACAAUAUAUCAACAUUAGCUGCAUUAUCACUUGCAAAUAACUCAAUUGUUAUUGUUAGUUUAUCACAAAAGAAAAUUGUUAGAAUUAUUGCAGGACUAAUUAAAUCAGAUAAAAUUAUUAUUCAUCCAGGUCCAAAGGGUCAAGUUAUUACUACAGGAAAUGGACCUAUUCUUCAAUUUUAUGAUCCAUCUGGUGAUAGGUGUGUUGCUAGUGCUGAAGUAUCACGACCUAAUGUUCUUCUUGAAUCACUUGAGAAAAGAAAACUUCCAGAUGCAGAUGUUAAAUAUACAUCAUUAGAUCAUGUUUUUAAAGUUUGGGUUCUUGUUACUCGACAAACAAUUAAAACAAAAGGAGGAGUCCGAUCGAAUGUGACAUGGAAAUGUAGGUCUAUUGGUGCUUAUUAUGGAGAGCCAUCAUAUUCUGCAUCUAUAUCUAAAGAUGGUAGUGUUAUGGCAGUCUCGUUUAAAACAGCAAUUACUAUAUGGGAUGUUUUAUCAAAUAAGUUAUUAUUUUCACUUCCUGUUCCUUAUGAACAACAUGGUAAAGAAUUUAUACCUGUUGAAGUUCAAUUUUUAUCCAACUCACAAUAUAUUCUCACUAAAUCAAAACAAGGUGUUAUUAUAUAUGACCUUCUUUCUAGAAAGAUUUAUCAAUCAUUCCUUUGUACUCCAAUUCUCAUUGCUGCACAUCGUACAUUAAAUUUAUAUUCAUUUGUUAAUAAAAAUACUGGACAUUGGGAUGUUUUCUUAAUGAAAAUAGGAGAAAUAAAACCAGUUGCUUUACUGGACUUGAAUAUAUUUGUGCAGUGA
This is a messenger RNA of Entamoeba histolytica HM-1:IMSS, 1047 nucleotides long. RefSeq lists its product as uncharacterized. Gene Ontology annotation, molecular function: protein binding; RNA binding. The coding region runs from base 1 to 1047 and encodes 348 amino acids. The record is from RefSeq and is a predicted model, not a curated record. The transcript has 3 exons. Gene Ontology annotation, biological process: positive regulation of rRNA processing; positive regulation of transcription by RNA polymerase I. Lineage: Eukaryota; Evosea; Mastigamoebida; Endamoebidae. Gene Ontology annotation, cellular component: nucleolus.